Messenger RNA from Rosa chinensis, 1493 nucleotides. RefSeq lists its product as uncharacterized. Bases 154 to 1251 code for a protein of 365 amino acids. The transcript has a single exon. NCBI's taxonomy places the organism in Eukaryota, Viridiplantae, Streptophyta, Magnoliopsida, Rosales, Rosaceae. The record is from RefSeq and is a predicted model, not a curated record.
UUCAGCUAGUUUGUAUGUGCUAGCUAUCUAAAAAACAGCUGCUAGUUUAAUUUGUAUGUGCUAGCUAGUACCUCUUCGAUCUGUCUUCAGUUCAUCCGCAUCCAUCUCCUAACUAGAUGCUCUGGCGGUGGUGCGUGCUCCCUUUAGCAAUCAAUGAGAGACGUGUCCUUAUUUCUCCUGAAGAACUCUCUGGGAUCGAAGAUGAAGAAAGGCUUGAGAAACUUCUGCAACGACGAUGGCUCAACCUCUACCCUCAACCAACAUGGCAGUAGCCGCCCCAGCCCCCUUGGUCUUGCUCUUAGUCAACAUGAUCAUGAUCAUACCUCCCCAGUAGGUCCUGUCAAAGUCGACUCUGGCUUUAAUAAACAUUGGCAAAAUGCUGCUGCUAAUACUGAUGAUCAUCAAUAUCGUCUUCAGGAAAUGGAAAGGCAGCCAACGUUGGAGGAGAUGAUAUUGAAGUUGGAUUUGGAAGAGGAGAUUGCAAGAAAAUCAAAGGCGCUGCAGCUCAUGAAAGAGGGCCCAGAAGACGAUGACUACAAUGUUGAUAUGAAUGGACUAAUAAUGCGAGGACCGGGUAGGAUGUCUUGCGUAAAUAAUUCAGAUAUUUUGCGGUCUGCAAGGAAUGCAUUGAAUCAGUACCCUCGUUUCUCUCUUGAUGGCAGGGAUGCCAUGUACCGCUCUUCCUUCAGAAACAACUUACAUUUGAAGCAGGAUCAUAUUGGUAUUGUAGGGCAGGAAAAGCUGAGGCCAACUCAUCGUGAUCACAGAAGAAGCUCAGAUGUAUGCUCAUCAAUGGGCCGUGAUGCAAGCAGCAGUACCACGAGGUCUUUGUAUCGUCGUCGUUUGCCAGCAACUUUAGCAGGGGAGAGUGUCGUAUGGUGCAAACCAGGUGUAGUAGCCAAACUGAUGGGGCUAGACGCCAUGCCAGUACCAGUAAGUGUUAGUGGUAAAUUCAAAGGUAGUAGUAAUGAAAAGUUGUGUUACAUCUUGAAGCAGAGUCAACGAAACAUGAUCACUAUGAGGAGCAAAGGUGAGCAGAGACAUGAAUUGGAGAAAAGAUCAAUGAUGCACGCUAUGGAUCGUAGUAUUCCUGCAGCACGUAAUUGUAGCAGAUUUAAUAAUUGUAAGAAAGGCAAGGCUGCUGCUACUACUACUACCGGUUCCUGCAGUACCACAUCCAAAACUACUCCAGCUGGCAAUUACUGUGUUGUUAAGCCAUUAGUCACCAUACAGCAUUCAGAUAAUAACUAGUAGAUCGAGGGAGGGUACUUAAAGCCAGUUUUAUGACUGACAAUGUAUACGCGGUCAGAAUUACAAUCACCGUCACUAAUACUCUUCUGAUUUGAAACGAGUGAAAUCCAUUGGUAAUAGUAAUUGUGGAUGACUCUUGCAGUUUCACCUUCAAAAUGCUAAUUAUCGAUCAGUAAGGAGAUUUUUCCUUAUAUGUGUUGGUUAUUUGUUUAGAAGACUGCAUACUGAUAUUUGUAUAGUUC